Candoia aspera is the source of this 552-nucleotide messenger RNA. It is a transcript of the gene TMEM88, whose product is annotated as transmembrane protein 88. NCBI's taxonomy places the organism in Eukaryota, Metazoa, Chordata, Lepidosauria, Squamata, Candoiidae. Gene Ontology annotation, cellular component: plasma membrane. The transcript is spliced from 2 exons. The record is from RefSeq and is a predicted model, not a curated record. Bases 10 to 552 code for a protein of 180 amino acids. Gene Ontology annotation, molecular function: PDZ domain binding. Gene Ontology annotation, biological process: negative regulation of canonical Wnt signaling pathway.
GCCGCCGGGAUGAGUGUGGACACCAGCUCCCCCAAGCCUGCGCCGGGGUCCCUGGAGAGCGAGGGGGGCCCGGGGGUAUCGCCGCUGACCCCCCCUCCCUAUGCCGGGGAGGGGGCUCUGGAGCUCCGAGGGUCCCUGGACUGCUGGGCAUGUGCCGUGCUGGUCACCCUCCAGAACUUGAUGGUGGGAGCGCUCAACCUCCUCUUGGCUGGCAUCAUCUUCGGGCUGAUCCUGCUCCCUGCGGGCGUCCUCUUGGGCUUCGGCUUUCUCUGCCACUCCAAGUUCCUGAACACCCAGGAGCGCUACUGCACGGCCCACCUGCACGACGCCGCCUCGGUCGCCCUGCUGGUGGUGGGCUUCACCCUCCUGGUGCCCCUCCUGGUCCUGGCCCUGGCCGCCUACUGCCGCCUGGCCCGCCGCCUCCAGCUGAGCUACUGCCUGGUGCCCUACAGCAAGGCCAUCUACAAGAACCUGCCGGCCGCCCGCUACCACGGCGUCGGCUGCGGCUGCUGCUCGCAGGACCCGGAAGUUGGGGAGAAAGUGUGGGUGUGA